AUGGAGGAAGAAGAUCCUUUGUUCUAUCCAUUUGCUUCACAUUUGGACUGGAAGGUGGUGUGUUGGGCAGUGCAAGAAGGUAUAGGACACAAGGCUUUUGACAGAUUAUUGGCCAUUCCAGGGGUUAGAGAACAUCUAGGGCUUCAGUAUCACAAUAUCAGAUCACUCCAUCAAACUAUAGACAGUAUCCCAGCUUGGGCUAAAUGGCAGUCAACCCAUCUUUCCUUCCAUGAUAAGCCUCAACAUAAGCAUGAGCUACACUAUAGAAACCCUUUAGAUGCUAUCCAAGCAUUAUUGGGUAAUCCUGCACAUGCUAGGGAUAUAGUUUACAAACCAUCAACUAUAUUCAGCGACUCUACACAUUCAACUAGGAUCUAUAAUGAAAUGUGGAGUGGAAGAUGGUGGCAUGCUGUUCAGGGUGCAUAUGUAGCACUUGUCAUUAUUGCCUCCAACAAAACACAGCUUACUCGCUACUUAUCAGUGGAUAAAGUGUUAAAGGAGGAGCUGUCUGUCAAAGAAGCAUCUUCUAGAACUCAAAGGCUUUUCCAUGAAUCCCUAUGCAUCAUUUUGGAGCCAUUAAAGGAGGCAGGAAGGACUGGAGUAGAGAUUACAGGAGGGGAUGGCUUAGUCCGCCUAGUUUUUCCCAUUAUAGCUUACUAUGUAGCAGACUAUCCAGAGCAAUUCUUGGCUAUGUGUUCCAAGUAUGGGACUUGUCCUAAGUGCAAAGCUAGAGCGGACCAGUUAGCAGAAGUUCAACAAUUUGCCCAUCGCACACAGUCAUGGACAACCUCUGUCAUCAAUGAAGCCAAUACCAAUACAAAUUCUAAUGCAGCUUUCUGUCAGCACUGCAUGGCACAAGACAUUGCAGGAGGUGUCUUUGAGCUAUUCUGGCUUGAUUUUCCUCUUUGUAAUAUCCACCUGGCAAUAACAUCUGAUAAUGGUUGGUCCGGUAUGGGUCAAAUAGGAGGCAAGGAGAGAAAACAUAUGGCUAGAGUGCUAUUAGGUUGUCUUAUUGGCAAGGUUCCAGGAGAUGUUAUCCAGGCUUAUUGUUCCCUCCUGGAUUUCAUAUAUCUGGCUCAUUAUCCCACUCAUGACGACACCACUCUCCAAUAUAUGCAAAAGGCUCUAGAGGACUUCCACCAACACAAGGAGGUUAUUAUCAAUCUUGGAGUCAGAGAAGACCUAGACAUCCCCAAAUUCCACUCUCUGCAACAUUAUUUGGAGAACAUCAAAAACUUUGGUACCACCGACAACUAUAAUAUAGAGAUGUUUGAGAGAAAUGAGAAGCCUCAGAUGAUAGCAUGGCUAACUAGAAGGGAAAAGGUUUCCUCCUUUCAGAGUUAUCUGAAAAUGUCUAUGGAGGAUGAGGAGGAGGAGUUUGCGCACUCUAUGUUUGGAGAUCAAAGACUUCUCUUAACCAAGAGACCUCAUCAAGCUAGAUGUCACAUUUUGAAUGUCAUUCAAGAUCAUAACUGUCAAGGCUUCAAGAAAGAUCUUAUUUCCUAUCUCAAUUCACAGCUUCCUGAUCCACACUCAAGAGGACAACUGUGA
Suillus bovinus is the source of this 1551-nucleotide messenger RNA. RefSeq lists its product as uncharacterized. The record is from RefSeq and is a predicted model, not a curated record. Lineage: Eukaryota; Fungi; Basidiomycota; Agaricomycetes; Boletales; Suillaceae. The transcript is spliced from 6 exons. The coding region runs from base 1 to 1551 and encodes 516 amino acids.